Messenger RNA from Choloepus didactylus (southern two-toed sloth), 5655 nucleotides. RefSeq names its product membrane associated ring-CH-type finger 6 (gene MARCHF6). Lineage: Eukaryota; Metazoa; Chordata; Mammalia; Pilosa; Megalonychidae. The transcript has 26 exons. The record is from RefSeq and is a predicted model, not a curated record. Gene Ontology annotation, cellular component: endoplasmic reticulum membrane. The coding region runs from base 202 to 2934 and encodes 910 amino acids. Gene Ontology annotation, molecular function: zinc ion binding.
UCUGUCAGCUUCUUUCCCUCUCCCCUUCUCCUUCUCUUCCUCUCGCUUCCUCUUUCGCACCUGAGCACCCGCACCUGGCCGGGCCCGAAUCCCUUUCCCUCCUCCCCUCUUCCCCCUCCCUUUUUCCCCGCCCCGACCGGAAGGCUCCGGCCUCGGCCGCGGGAGCCUCGCGGCUGCGUCACCGCCGCCCCCCCAGACAAGAUGGACACCGCGGAGGAAGACAUAUGUAGAGUGUGUCGGUCAGAAGGAACACCUGAGAAACCUCUUUAUCAUCCUUGUGUAUGUACUGGCAGUAUUAAGUUUAUCCAUCAAGAAUGCUUAGUUCAGUGGCUGAAACACAGUCGAAAAGAAUACUGUGAAUUAUGCAAACACAGAUUUGCUUUCACACCAAUUUAUUCCCCAGAUAUGCCUUCACGGCUUCCAAUCCAAGACAUUUUUGCUGGACUGGUUACGAGUAUUGGCACUGCAAUACGAUACUGGUUUCAUUAUACACUUGUGGCCUUUGCAUGGUUAGGAGUUGUUCCUCUAACAGCAUGCCGCAUCUAUAAGUGCUUGUUUACUGGCUCUGUGAGCUCACUACUGACACUGCCACUGGACAUGCUGUCCACGGAAAAUUUAUUGGCAGAUUGUUUGCAGGGUUGUUUUGUAGUGACGUGCACACUUUGUGCAUUCAUCAGUCUGGUGUGGUUGCGAGAACAGAUAGUCCACGGGGGAGCACCGAUUUGGUUGGAACAUGCUGCUCCACCCUUCAAUGCCGCUGGGCACCACCAGAAUGAGGCUCCCGCAGGAGGAAAUGGUGCUGAAAAUGUUGCCCCUGAGCAGCCUGCUAAUCCACCAGCUGAAAAUGCAGUGGUAGGGGAAAACCCAGAUGCUCAGGACGACCAGGCGGAAGAAGAGGAGGAAGACAAUGAGGAGGAAGAUGAUGCAGGCAUUGAAGAUGCAGCAGAUGCUAAUAAUGGGGCCCAGGAUGAUAUGAACUGGAAUGCCUUGGAAUGGGACCGCGCUGCAGAAGAGCUUACAUGGGAAAGAAUGCUAGGACUUGAUGGAUCACUAGUUUUUCUAGAACAUGUCUUCUGGGUGGUGUCUUUAAAUACACUGUUCAUUCUUGUUUUUGCUUUUUGCCCUUAUCACAUUGGUCAUUUCUCCCUUGUUGGUUUGGGAUUUGAGGAACAUGUUCAAGCAUCUCAUUUUGAAGGCCUAAUCACAACCAUAGUUGGGUAUAUACUUUUAGCAAUAACACUGAUAAUUUGUCACGGCUUGGCAACUCUUGUUAAAUUUCAUAGGUCUUGCCGCUUACUGGGAGUCUGCUAUAUUGUUGUUAAGGUAUCUUUGUUAGUGGUGGUAGAAAUUGGAGUGUUCCCUCUCAUUUGCGGCUGGUGGCUGGAUAUUUGUUCCCUGGAAAUGUUUGAUGCUACUCUGAAGGAUCGAGAACUGAGCUUUCAGUCAGCUCCAGGUACUACCAUGUUUCUGCAUUGGCUAGUGGGAAUGGUCUAUGUGUUCUACUUUGCCUCCUUCAUUUUGCUCCUGAGAGAGGUACUGCGACCUGGUGUCCUGUGGUUUCUAAGGAAUUUGAAUGAUCCAGAUUUUAAUCCAGUACAGGAAAUGAUCCACUUGCCCAUUUAUAGGCAUCUUCGAAGAUUUAUUUUGUCAGUGAUUGUCUUUGGUUCCAUUGUUCUCCUUAUGCUUUGGCUUCCUAUACGUAUAAUUAAGAGUCUGCUCCCUAAUUUUCUUCCAUAUAAUGUCAUGCUCUACAGUGAUGCUCCAGUGAGUGAACUGUCCCUUGAGCUGCUUCUGCUCCAGGUUGUCUUGCCCGCAUUACUUGAACAGGGACACACAAGACAGUGGCUGAAGGGGCUUGUGCGAGCAUGGACUGUUACCGCUGGAUACUUACUGGAUCUUCAUUCCUAUUUAUUGGGAGACCAGGAAGAAAAUGAGAACAGUGCAAACCAACAAAUUAAUAAUAACCAGCAUGCUCGAAAUAACAAUGCUAUUCCAGUGGUGGGGGAAGGCCUUCAUGCAGCCCACCAAGCCAUACUCCAACAGGGAGGACCUGUCGGUUUUCAGCCUUACCGCCGGCCUUUAAAUUUUCCACUCAGGAUAUUUCUGUUGAUUGUCUUCAUGUGUAUAACCUUACUGAUUGCCAGCCUCAUCUGCCUUACUUUACCAGUAUUUGCUGGCCGUUGGUUAAUGUCAUUUUGGACGGGGACUGCCAAAAUCCACGAGCUGUACACAGCUGCUUGUGGCCUCUAUGUCUGCUGGCUGACUGUAAGGGCGGUGACAGUGCUGGUGGCAUGGAUGCCCCAGGGACGCAGAGUGAUAUUCCAGAAGGUUAAAGAGUGGUCGCUCAUGAUAAUGAAAACAUUGAUCGUUGCGGUGCUGCUGGCUGGAGUUGUGCCACUCCUCCUGGGGCUUCUGUUUGAGUUGGUUAUUGUUGCUCCGCUGAGAGUUCCCUUGGAUCAGACACCUCUUUUUUACCCAUGGCAGGAUUGGGCACUUGGAGUCCUGCACGCCAAAAUCAUUGCAGCUAUAACACUGAUGGGGCCUCAGUGGUGGUUGAAAACAGUGAUUGAGCAGGUUUACGCAAAUGGUAUCCGGAAUAUUGACCUUCACUAUAUCAUUCGUAAAUUGGCAGCUCCAGUGAUCUCUGUGCUCUUGCUUUCCCUGUGUGUACCUUAUGUCAUAGCGUCGGGUGUUGUCCCUUUAUUGGGUGUUACUGCGGAAAUGCAAAACUUGGUCCACCGGCGGAUUUAUCCAUUCUUACUGAUGGUCGUGGUCUUGAUGGGCAUCUUGUCCUUCCAGGUCCGCCAAUUUAAGCGCCUUUAUGAACAUAUUAAAAAUGACAAAUACCUUGUGGGACAGCGCCUUGUGAACUACGAACGGAAGUCUGGCAAACAAGGCACAUCUCCGCCACCUCCACAGUCAUCCCAAGAAUAAAGUGGUUGUCUCAAGUACCUUGACCUUCCCUUUGCCUUUACGUGUCCUUUUUUGUGGACUUCUCUCUUUGGAGAUUUUCCCUGGUGAUCUCUCAGCAUUGUUUUUAAGUUAAAUGUAUUGACUUGUGUUCUCGGCCUUCAGAGAGAAGCAGGUCAGGACUCCACUGCUCUCCCUGCAUCCUCCGACGUCUCUGCUGUCUGAGAUUUGUAUAUGUGUAAAUAGAAGUUCCCCGAUUCCCUGAAUCCUCGGAUUAAACAGAAUGUGCAUUGUACAUCUUUAAACAAAAUGUAUAUUAAUUUAUUAAAUCUAGUUGUCACUUUAUUUUGGACCUGCUGUGAUCUUGACAGGAAACGUGCCACAGAGCAAUAGUGCAGAGGCAAAACUUUUUAAUGGCGUUUUUCUGGAGCUCAGUUUAAUGGUGUUCCUAGCAGUUAUUAUGAAGUAAACUGUACAUUCUGUCUUUUUGGCUGUUCAGACUUUACCAAGAACGUAAAAGGAAACAAGUAUAAAUCAUCAGUGGAAUGUCUGUGGUAAGAAAAUAUGAACUUUGUGCUUCACUGUUAGUCGUUUUUGGAAGUUAUUUUGUAUAACACCAAAGCUGUUGUACAUUUUCUACUGCCUGAUUUUUCCCCCAUGUGUCUGUAUUUGUAAUAUUGUAUAGUAUCUUGUGUUAGAUGAAAUUAUUUUUAAUUUUGGUAAUUUAAUAUUCCUGGUGGUCAGCAUUGGGAGUUGGGUUUUUGUGCUUGUUAGAGGCAUAUCUAUACUUAGAAGUCAAAAUGAAGAUUUUCAUUGCCCACCCCUCCAUUCCCCCACAAUCUUUUUUUCUCCUUUUUGGCAGCAGUGGCCAAAAGUUACACAAGAGAGAUCAUAAAUCUUAGAGAUAACAUUACCAACAAUACUGCAUCUUACUGGGAUUAUUAGUACAUUGUGAGAUGUUUGCUAAGUGGAGAGUGGUUUUUGGCCUUAGAUUGACAACAUUAGAGGAGACUGGUUCACACUCCUUGUCCUGCUGGUUAGUGCAUCGAGGCCUAGGGAGAACAUCUCUCCUGGUUUUCCAUCAGGAAAUCCCGACAUUUCCAAAGCUUUUUGUUUACAGAAUAAAGCCACAAAUAAAACCAACUUGAUUUUAUUUGUCCGGAAGGAAACUGGCUGAGCUGGCCUUUAACAUAGGAGCGGAAAUGUAUUCAUUGGAAACAUGCUGUGAAAGCUCAGAGAACUGAACAUUUACAAACUUAGUUUUUCCUCAUAACCAAAACUUCAAGUUAGAAGUUUAGAGAACUAGUGAGCACGGCUGCACCCAUGAACCAAGUAGUUAAUGGUGAUGGAAUAUUGUAAGGGUAGCACACUUGUUUUUGAGUAGUAACCUUGAGGUUUUCAUAGAAAGUGGAUAGCGUAGGCCUUGAGAAACUAUAAAACAAUUUCCAUAUAGUAUUACAAUCCAUAGACUAAACUCUGAGGAUUGUUUUUAUAUGAAAGUCAGCCAAACAUAAGCCACCCAAAUCAAGGGCAACAUGUUCUGGUUGUUUUUAUAUUUCAACAAUUUUUUCUGUAAGUGGUAAGCAACUAUUUUACUCUAAAAUAUAUUUUAAAAUAUCAGUAUCAAAAAGAGAAAAAAAUCUCAACAUAGGAUUCAGUGUUAUAUACUGUUUGGCACUUUGUAGUAGCCCAAUCUCUUGUAUUUGAAAUAAGGAAUUUGCUAGCCCUACCUUUACUCAGAUAUUUGGUCCUACUGUAAAAAAUUAGCAGCAUUUAAAAAUGUAAUAGCCGUUGUCAUGGUAUUUCUCUAUAUAGGUUGUUUUCUUUGGGAGAAAACUGUUAUUGAAUUGAGCACGUAACUUGAUUAUUAAUUUAGGUUUCUUUUUAAAAUUUUCAAAGCAUUUGUAAAUCUUGAUAUAAACUCGUUGGAACACUUGAUCUGUUUUAACAGUAAGAGAUCUAGGCAGACACCACAAGAAAUUGAAGAUUGUUAUUCUACAAAAUUUUUAAUGAAUCUUAUCAAGAUAUAUUUCUUUAAAAAAAAAAAAAAACCAUGAAUGGCUGAAAAAUUAUCCUCCAUUUCAAAAACUGGCAGGUAAUUUUAUAUUGUCUUACUUAAGAAUUUCUCCCAGUUUUUUCAGUUGUGCUUUGUCCUGUUGUUUUCAAGAGAUAAUUUCAUUAGGAAAACAUUUGCUGGUGAAAUAUUUAUUACUUGGGGGAGCAUUGAGAUUUUUAUUAACCAAUAGUCUCAUAAAUGUUUAAAACCCAUAGUUCAAAGAAUGCUAGUAUUACUGCUCUUCUCCAUGUAGAAUUUAUUUUUUUAAUCAUGGUGCAAUCUUGCUUCAUUUUACAUUGGGCUAAAACAGUCUUCAAGGAAGUUUAGGAAAGAAGACCGUUUUGCUUUAUUUUUACUGCAUUUUGUAAAUUGAAGACAAAUCAACAUUUGAUACCAGUUUUACACGACCAGUCAUCAAAUGGUCAGAUAUGAGGGUAUGCAGUUGUUCGUUAUUAGCAAAUUAUGUUUGAUUUUUGAACUAUGAAGUACUAAUAGUUGAGAUGAAAACUGAAAAAAAAUGCCAAUGUGAAGUUUGUGUAUAGCUAGCCUAAAAGUAGCUUCAUGUUUUUAGGUAUUUUUUUUUCCUGUUAGGUCUCUAGAGGAACAGUGGAGGUUGGAAAUCUCAAUUCCAAAUGUAAACAAAAAGUCAUUUUUAUUUCAGCAUUUAAUAUAACUGUUAUUACUGUGGA